AUGGCUGCAAUAGACACUAUGGAUCCAGCUCAAGAGUACCUGGAGACUAUGCUGAGCCGUCACAAGAAGAUGGAUGAUCUGACAGAAAGAGGAGACUCAGCAGUACAGCAGUUCUAUCAAGAUGCUGUUGUGUUUGUGACUGGAGCCACUGGAUUCCUUGGGAAGCAGCUCAUUGAGAAGUUGAUCAGAUCAACAAAACUUUCCAAAGUGUAUGUGGUAUUAAGACCCAAGAAAGGCAACAGCGUUGAAGAAAGACUAAGUGAAUUAUUAAAAGAACCUGUAUUUGACAAACUAAGAAUACAGCAACCAGCAUUUGCAGAGAAGAUUGUCCCGGUUGCAGGUGAUGUCGGUGAACUUAACCUUGGUAUUAGUUAUCAGGAAUGGAACAUUAUGGCCGAUGAGGUCAAUGUAAUAUUCCAUUUAGCCGCUGCGACCAGAUUUGAUGCUUCCAUUCGAGAGUCAACAUUGAUCAACAUCCGUGGUACCAAAGAAGCUCUUCGGUUCGGCAAACAGUGCAAAAAUCUCAACUUGAUCGAAAACUGGCCAAACACGUACUGCUUCACAAAAGCUAUUGCUGAAGAAGCAGUGAGGGCUCUGAGUGGAGACCUCCCAAUCUGUGUGGUCAAACCUUCGAUAGGUUUAGGUCUAAUGCACACGUCGAUGACAAACGGAAAAGUUCACUUGGGCCUAAUACCAGUCGACUACGUCAACAAUACGAUCAUAGUCGCAGCAUGGGAGACUGCCAAGCAAAAAUCAACCAAAGACAAGAAACCUAAAGUCUACACUGUAGUAUCGACCACGAGAAGCCCAAAAAAGUGGAGUGAUCUCAGCAAGCUGUUAAAGGAAUUAACAGUAUGGAAGUAUCCAACACCAAUGUCCAUGGGAUAUAGCUUGUAUCUCCAGACGAGGAUUCCAUUCCUGUACUGGGUAUACUCCUGGCUGUUCCAUAUGAUUCCAGCUUACAUUGCUGAUGGGGUUUGCUCAGUUCUUGGGAGGCAGAAAAGAUUCGUGAAAUUAUACACAAAGAUGACAAGACUGAUGGUGGCUUUAUCAUACUUUACUCUCAACGACUGGCAUUUCGCGGACAACAAUACUGAAGCCUUAUAUGACAACCUUUCAGCAGCUGACAAAGAAAUUUUCAGUUUUGACAUCGACAGGCUUAACUGGACUGAAUUCAUGUCUUCAUUCGUUAUAGGAGUCAGACAGUAUAUCCUGAAAGAUGGCCUUGUUAAUACUAAGGUCAAGAACAAGCUACUGUCACCCGAAUGA
Messenger RNA from Spodoptera littoralis (African cotton leafworm), 1269 nucleotides. The record is from the annotation of a GenBank genome assembly. NCBI's taxonomy places the organism in Eukaryota, Metazoa, Arthropoda, Insecta, Lepidoptera, Noctuidae.